Molecule: messenger RNA, 4695 nt
Organism: Closterium sp. Yama58-4
Lineage: Eukaryota; Viridiplantae; Streptophyta; Zygnematophyceae; Desmidiales; Closteriaceae
Source: the annotation of a GenBank genome assembly
AUGAAGGUUUCGUUUGUAGCUCACCACCACCCUCCCAUCUUUGCCUCCGAAAUUUACGUGGCACGAAAGCACACCAGCCGCACUUCCGCCUUGGUAAACCAAGUUACGUCAUUGGCCGUGGCAGCUGGAAGCGGCUCACAGCGCCGCCUGAGGCCGAUCUACGGAAGGUCAAUCGCUACAUGUCUGGUGAUCUCCCUUCACCAAUUGCAGGCAAGUCCGGCGCCGGACGCGGGCGUGGAGGAGGCAGAGACGCGGCAAGAGGACGCGGAGGAACGGCAAGCGGAGGUCGAGCGAGCACCACUGAUGGUGGCAGGGGCCGCGGUGCCGACGGCAAGGGCAGGGGAGACGCCGUCGCUGGUCGUGGGAGAGGCGGUGAGGCUGCAGCCACGAGGGGCCGCGGAGCUGCUGCGGGAGGUCGCGAGGGCGCCAGAGGACGAGGCGCGGAAAGCGGACGAGGGCGGGGGGUCGCGACAGCAGGCCGAGACGGAGGUCGCGGCGGGAGAGGUGGCGACGGGAGGGGCAGAGGCUCAGAAGGGGUGGGUGGCCAGCAAGAGCCAAUCGAAGGACGAGGAGCAAGGAGAUAGAUCUCCUGUGGCUACUCACGACGAGGCUUCUGGAGGAACAUCUGGGGAAGACUCGCACGAGGUCGAUCACACUGCCGAGGAGGGCGGAAAGGAUCUAGCUGCGGAAGGCGAACACGAUGAUGAAACUCCAGGCGCUUACACUGAAGCGGCGGAUGAAACCGAGGAAGAUACAAGCGCGGUUGUAGAGGAGUAUGCCGUUGAAAGGGCUGCAGACGAAGACGACGAGCGAAAGUCUGGUGUUGUGGAAGGCGAAGCGACGUAUGCCGAGGGGCAGACUGAAAGCAAGGCGGCAGCGGGAGAAGCUUCGAUUAUGGCUGCACAGGAGGACGACGCGGUGAAGGCGGCAGCGGAAGAAGCCUCGAUUAUGGCGGCAGUGGAGGACGAUGCGAUGAAGGCUGCUGACGAGGAAGCUGCAAGGAAGGCUGCAGAGGAGGAAGCUGCAAGGAAGGCUGAGGAGGAGGAAGCUGCGAGGAAGGCUGCAGAGGAGGAGGCUGCGAGGAAGGCUGCAGAGGAGGAGGCUGCGAGGAAAAAAGCUGAGGAGGAAGCUGCGAGGAAGGCUGCAGAGGAGGAGGCUGCGAGGAAGGCUGCAGAGGAGGAGGCUGCGAGGAAGGCUGCAGAGGAGGAGGCUGCGAGGAAGGCUGCAGAGGAGGAGGCUGCGAGGAAGGCUGCAGAGGAGGAGGCUGCGAGGAAGGCUGCAGAGGAGGAGGCUGCGAGGAAGGCAGCUGAGGAGGAAGCUGCAAGGCUGGCUGCAGAGGAAGAAGCUGCUAGGAAGGCUGCAGAGGAGGAGGCUGCGAGGAAGGCUGCAGAGGAGGCUGCGAGAAAGGCUGCAGAGGAGGCUGCGAGGAAGGCUGCAGAGGAGGAGGCUGCAAGGAAGGCUGCAGAGGAGGAGGCUGCGAGGAAGGCAGCUGAGGAGGAAGCUGCAAGGCUGGCUGCAGAGGAAGAAGCUGCUAGGAAGGCUGCAGAGGAGGAAGCUGCUAGGAAUGCUGCAGAGGAGGAAGCUGCAAGGAAAGCCGCUGAAGAGGAGGCUGCAAGGAAGGCCGCUGAGGAGGAAGCUGCACGCAAGGCCGCUGAGGAGGAAGCUGCAAGGAAGGCUGCUGAGGAGGAAGCUGCAAGGAAGGCUGCUGAGGAGGAAGCUGCAAGGAAGGCAGCUGAGGAGGAAGCUGCAAGGAAGGCUGCAGAGGAGGAAGCUGCAAGGAAGGCUGCAGAGGAGGAAGCUGCAAGGAAGGCUGCUGAGGAGGAAGCUGCAAGGAAGGCUGCUGAGGAGGAAGCUGCAAGGAAGGCUGCUGAGGAGGAAGCUGCAAGAAAGGCUGCUGAGGAGGAAGCUGCAAGAAAGGCUGCUGAGGAGGAAGCUGCAAGAAAGGCUGCAGAGGAGGAAGCUGCAAGAAAGGCUGCAGAGGAGGAAGCUGCAAGAAAGGCUGCAGAGGAGGAAGCUGCAAGAAAGGCUGCAGAGGAGGAAGCUGCAAGAAAGGCUGCAGAGGAGGAAGCUGCAAGAAAGGCUGCAGAGGAGGAAGCUGCAAGAAAGGCUGCAGAGGAGGAAGCUGCAAGAAAGGCUGCCGAGGAGGAAGCUGCAAGGAAGGUUGCCGAGGAGGAAGCUGCAAGGAAGGUUGCCGAAGAGGAAGCUGCAAGAAAGGCUGCAGAGGAGGAAGCUGCAAGGAAGGCUGCAGAGGAGGAAGCUGCAAGGCUGGCUGCUGAGGAGGAAGCUGCAAGGAAGGUUGCUGAGGAGGAAGCUGCAAGAAAGGCUGCAGAGGAGGAAGCUGCAAGGAAGGCUGCAGAACAGGAAGCUGCUAGGAAGGCUGCAGAGGAGGAAGCUGCUCGAUUGGCUGCAGAGGAGGAAGCUGCAAAGAAGGCUGCAGAGGAGGAAGCUGCAAAGAAGGCUGAAGAGGAGGAAGCUGCAAAGAAGGCUGCAGAGGAGGAAGCUGCAAAGAAGGCUGCAGAGGAGGAAGCUGCAAAGAAGGCUGCCGAGGAGGAAGCUGCAAAGAAGGCUGCAGAGGAGGAAGCUGCAAAGAAGGCUGCAGAGGAGGAAGCUGCUCGAUUGGCUGCAGAGGAGGAAGCUGCUCGAUUGGCUGCAGAGGAGGAAGCUGCUCGAUUGGCUGAAGAGGAGGAAGCUGCUAAGAAGGCUGCAGAGGAGGAAGCUGCAAAGAAGGCUGCAGAGGAGGAAGCUGCUAAGAAGGCUGCAGAGGAGGAAGCUGCAAGGAAGGCUGCAGAGGAGGAAGCUGCAAGGAAGGCUGCAGAGGAGGAAGCUGCAAGGAAGGCUGCAGAGGAGGAAGCUGCAAGGAAGGCUGCAGAGGAGGAAGCUGCAAGGCUGGCUGCAGAGGAAGAAGCUGCUAGGAAGGCUGCAGAGGAGGAAGUUGCUAGGAAGGCUGCAGAGGAAGAAGCUGCAAGGAAGGCUGCAGAAGAGGAAGCUGCACAACUGGCUGCAGAGGAAGCUGCGAGGAAGGCUGCAGAGGAUGAAGCUGCAGGGAAGGCCACUGACGAGGAUGCUGCUAAGAAGGCUGCUGAGGAGGAGGCUGCCAGGCUAGCUGCAGAGGAGGAAGCUACACAGAAGGCUGCAGAGGAGGAUGCAGCAACAAAUCUAGGAGAAGAAGCUGCUAAGAAGUCUGCAGAGGAAACAGCUGACAAGACAGCAGAGGAUAACUCCAAGGAGGCGACAAAGGAGGAAGCUGCAAGUAAGGCGCCUGAGGGUUUAGGAGAGGAGGUCAAGGCUGCUGAAGAGGAACCAGCAAUCAAGCUUCCAGAGCAGGAACUUUCAGCGCGCCGCAAGAUGCUAGCGAGAGCAGCUGCGCGGAUUGGGCGGAACGCGCGAGCGGCGCGCGUUGGAGGGAACCUGUUCGGGCGUUCGUUACCAGAGUUUCCCGCUAUGGCCGCAGCAGGCGGGUGGCAGGCGGAAGUGGCGUCGAGCGCGGGGGCAGCGCGCGGAGGCAGCGGCGCGGGGUUCUCGUCCGCCGCGGUGGGCGGAGGAUCCGCGCUGCUGGAUGACACGGCAGUGCAGUUCAAGGAGAGUGUGCACAAGUUCGCACAGGAGGUCAUCGCACCACACGCUGCUGACAUCGACCGAAACAACUCCUUCCCCAAGCAUGUGAAUCUGUGGAGGCGAAUGGGCGACUUUCAUCUGCACGGCAUCACUGUGCCCGAGCAGGAGGGCGGCAUGGGGUUGGGGUACCUGUACCACUGCGUGGCCAUGGAGGAGAUCUCACGCGCAUCAGGCGCCGUGGGGCUCUCCUAUGGCGCGCACUCCAACCUCUGCAUCAACCAACUCGUGCGGCAUGGCAAUGAGGAGCAGAAGGCCAAGUACCUGGCCAAGCUGGUGGCGGGCGAGCAUGUGGGCGCACUCGCUAUGAGCGAACCCAACUCGGGGUCGGACGUGGUGAGCAUGCGGUGUCGCGCGGACAGGGCGCAGGGCGGCUACGUGUUGAACGGCACCAAGAUGUGGUGCACUAACGGGCCCACCGCUAACACCCUUGUAGUGUACGCCAAGACGGACAUCAAGGCGGGCCCCAAGGGCAUCACAGCCUUCAUCAUCGAAAAGGGCAUGGACGGGUUCCGAACGGCUCAGAAGCUGGAUAAGCUGGGCAUGCGAGGCAGUGACACGUGCGAGCUGGUGUUUGAGGACUGCUUCGUGCCACGGGACAACGUGCUGGGAGAAGAGGGCCGAGGAGUGCACGUGCUGAUGUCAGGGUUGGACCUGGAGCGCGUGGUGCUGGCAGCGGGGCCGCUGGGCCUCAUGGCAGCGGCCAUGGACGUGGUGCUGCCCUACGUGCACGAGCGCCAGCAGUUCGGACAACCCAUCGGCCAGUUCCAACUCAUCCAGGGCAAACUCGCAGACAUGUAUUGUGCUGUGCAGGCCUCAAGGGCGCUGGUGUACAGUGCUGCCAUGGCGUGUGACCGCGGCCAUGUCAAUCGUAAGGAUUGUGCGGCAGCCAUUCUCUUUGCUGCAGAGAACGCCACUCAGGUCGCCUUGCAGGCCAUCCAGUGUCUGGGAGGCAACGGGUACGUGAACGAGUACCCCACAGGGCGCUUACUGCGCGACGCCAAGCUCUAUGAGAUCGGUGCCGGCACCAGUGAGAUCCGCCGCAUGCUCAUUGGCCGCGAGCUCUUCCGCGAGACCGAGUGA